Molecule: messenger RNA, 228 nt
Organism: Hydatigera taeniaeformis
Lineage: Eukaryota; Metazoa; Platyhelminthes; Cestoda; Cyclophyllidea; Taeniidae
Source: the annotation of a GenBank genome assembly
AUGACCGCAGACGAGUUGUCUCGCCGCGGAAAUUUGGAUGGAAGUCAGGCAAUCGGGACAGAGUUGGCGUCAGCAGAAGUGAGUUCGGGUUUCGCGACCUCCAAUGUGCGGGUUCGACCCCCGACAGAUCACCUCUGGUUUAACGACGAUGUUGAAAGUCGCCAGCUCCGUCGUGAGGCGCCACUGGUGCGCUUAGAGGAUGAGGGCGAGGCAGCCGACUUAACUUAG